AUGUUAAGAAGAGAAAUAUCCAUUUUAUUAGCAAAAGGAUAUUUGACAGAACUCCUUGGAAGGAAAAAGGCCAAAGAUGUUGAAGGCUUGGACUUUUCCAAACCAAAAUCAACACAAAAAGCAGAUUCCCCACCAGCGAAUGCAAAAGUAAUUAAUACCAUCUCUGGUGGAUCGGAAGUGUGCGGGACAAAAUAUUCAACAGAAAAAAGACUUGCAAAGCAAAGCAAAGCAGAUAAAGGAGAAAGAAGUGUGAAGAAAGCAUCAAUUUCGGACUCAGACAUUAUCUCCUUUGAAGAAGAUUUUGAUAAUAUCAUGGAACCUCAUCAUGAUGGGCUGGUAAUUACUCUUUUUAUCGCUAACCAUUAUGUUCGCAGGAUUUUGAUAGAUAAUGGGAACUCAGUGAAUAUCAUCAAGCUGGAGACAUUACGAAGAAUGGAUAUCUCGAAAGAAGAUAUUAAUGGAAAGGCUUCUCCACUGAUUGGAUUCAGUGGGGAAACUAAAUAUACAGUGGGUGAAAUAAAAUUACCAGUUUAUGUUGGAGGGAUGAAUUCGAUGCAGAAAUUCUGUGUCGUAGAUUCUCUCCCAGGAUGCAACAUAAUCUUGGGAAGACCCUGGAUACACGAAAUGAAGGUAGUACCUUCAACAUAUCACCAAUGUGUUAAACUUCCAACACCUUGGGGAGUAGUUACUGUCAAGGGAGAUCAGCAAGAAGCAAGAGAAUGCUACACAUCCAGCAUGAAGUCAGCUGCAAAGCCAAUUUCACAAUAG
This is a messenger RNA of Erigeron canadensis, 768 nucleotides long. RefSeq lists its product as uncharacterized. The transcript has a single exon. The record is from RefSeq and is a predicted model, not a curated record. Bases 1 to 768 code for a protein of 255 amino acids. Lineage: Eukaryota; Viridiplantae; Streptophyta; Magnoliopsida; Asterales; Asteraceae.